This is a messenger RNA of Culex pipiens pallens (northern house mosquito), 1376 nucleotides long. RefSeq names its product fibroblast growth factor receptor homolog 1-like. Lineage: Eukaryota; Metazoa; Arthropoda; Insecta; Diptera; Culicidae. The transcript has a single exon. Gene Ontology annotation, molecular function: ATP binding; transmembrane receptor protein tyrosine kinase activity. The record is from RefSeq and is a predicted model, not a curated record. Gene Ontology annotation, biological process: multicellular organism development; protein phosphorylation; cell surface receptor protein tyrosine kinase signaling pathway. Gene Ontology annotation, cellular component: signaling receptor complex. Bases 35 to 1081 code for a protein of 348 amino acids.
UUUCAGCCGGAUUAAAAAAUACAGAAAAAAUCGAAUGACCGAAAUCUCAGAGAAUUGCUCAGUUACGAGAAAUGAAGAAAACUCUGAUAUAGAAGAAUUUCAAAUACCUAUAGUGACGAUUCAUCGAUCUAUGAUCAUAGAAAAUAAUUUGUACAAGUCAGCAUCAGUCUCAGAAUACGAGUACCCAACGGAUUGGGAAUGGGAAGUUCAGCGAUGUAGAAUCAGUCUUGGAAAGUUGCUUGGAGAAGGUGCCUUCGGACAGGUCGUCCUGGCUGAAGCUUUUGGAUUCUUAAAAGGAGAUAAAACAGUUCCAGUGGCUGUCAAGAUGCUCAAAGAAAGCCAUUCGGAUGAUGAUGUUGAGAAUCUUGUGUGUGAACUCGAGAUCAUGAAGAUGGUGGGAAGGCAUCCAAACGUUAUCAACUUGCUCGGAUGCUGUACCAACGAUGGUCCACUGUACGUCAUCAUGGAGCACGCGAUUCAUGGAAGCUUGAAGGGAUUUCUGCUAGAACAUAUUUUGGAAUCUGAUGAAGCUGAGAAGAAAACCAUUACAAUUCAGCAAUUAGUAUCCUUUGCAUCGCAAAUUGCCUCCGGAAUGGUGUAUCUUUCGUCGAUCAAGUGCGUUCAUCGAGAUUUGGCCGCCCGGAACAUUCUCGUCGCAGAAGGACUCGUCAUGAAGAUCUCCGACUUUGGACUUGCCAGGGACGUUCACCACCAGGAGUACUAUCGAAAGCUGACCGCUGGCAGGAUGCCAAUUCGCUGGAUGGCACCGGAAUCGCUGGAGUUUCUAUUUUUCGACUCGAAAACCGACGUUUGGUCAUAUGGGGUGCUGCUCUGGGAGAUUAUGACUCUUGGAGGUCAACCGUAUCAGUUCCUGCCAGCAAGAGAAAAUUUGCUGAGGUACUUGAAGCAAGGACAUCGAUUGGAGCAGCCAAGGUUCUGUCCCGAUAAGGUUUAUCGUGUUAUGAAUCAGUGCUGGCAGAGCAACCCCGAACAGAGAUCAUCGUUUAUCGAAAUUGGAGAGCAGUUGAAGACCUGUUUGGAUGAAGCUCCUGAUGAAAAACUUAAUUUGAACCAUGAUUGAUAAAUGACGAAUGCUCAAAAUAAAAUCAACUCAAAUCUUCAUUUUGACAUCAGCCUUCCCAAAAUCUCGAAUGUCGUCCAAAAUACCCGAACGGAUACCCUCCACCAGAAUGUCCUUGGACCCCCAACGCAAGACUCCAACCUUUUUUGGCAACAUUCUUUCCGCUCCAUCCGCCAACAUCCGCUGCGGCAACAUCAUUUAUGAAAUUUGAUAUUUUCAUUCUUUCGCAACAUCGCCAAAAAAGAGUCGCCUUCUCCAAAAUCGCAGACAAAGUUUUCGUGUCGUCAUUUUUCGA